AUGAAUCCAGAAGACUGUCCAGUAAGUGACAGCUUCGUUGAGAACACCAUCAAAAACAUCCUGAACACAAUGAAUAUAGAAGAUAUCAUUUCCCUGAUGACAGAUGAUGAAAUCUGGGAGGAUUUUGUGACUAAAUCCCGUUUCUCAAGGGAGGAGGCAGAGGAAGUACGUGAAAGUUUGAUGGCGCUGGAAGAAUUUGGAGACACGCAGGACAUAGAGCUACAGGAGCAGGAGUUCAGGGAGAGUUUCUUGGAAGAGUUUCCUCAGAAGAAAAGGGAACUUGAAGAUCACAUAACACAGCUCCGAGCACUGGCAGACAAGGCCGACAAGAUACACAAGGACUGCACCAUCUCAAACGUGGUGGCCAGCUCCACCGGCAUUGUGUCUGGCCUCCUGACCAUUGCUGGCAUAGGUCUGAUACCGAUGACAGCUGGGAUGAGUCUGGGUCUGACAGCAGCAGGGAUGGGUCUGGGGGCAGCAUCUGCUGUGACUGGUGUUGCCACCGGCAUCGUGGAACACACAAGCAUGGCAGCCAUCGAAGCUGAUGCCAAUAAGCUGACAUCAACUGAUGUCAACUCAGAGGAAGUAGUAAAGGGAUUUGUAACUAACUGCGCCCCAAAACUUCUUCCCUUGGGAAAUAAGGUUGUCAAAAAUGCAAAGAACAUUGAGAAGAACAUUCGUGCCAUCAAGUUGAUCAGUGCUAACCGUCGCCUAGCGUCCCAAGCAACACGCUUCAUGAAUGGUGGAAGAAUCUCAGCCCGAGGUGCCAGGCAGGUGCAGAAAACUCUUGGAGGCACUGCAGUGGCCAUGAGCAAAGGGGCCCGGUUGGCAGGAAUGGCCACUGCAGGUAUUUUCCUCCUGGCAGAUGUAUACAGCCUUGUGACAGAUUCGGUCGAAUUGCAUAAGGGAGCUGAGGCAGCGUCAGCCAGCAGGCUGAGGGAGCAGGCUUUGGAACUGGAGAUGAAGUUGGAACAUCUCAAAGAGAUCCAUGCACGUCUCCUGGAGGACCCCGGAGAAGCCUGUGGAGCAGAGGCCUGA
Molecule: messenger RNA, 1038 nt
Organism: Sorex araneus (European shrew)
Lineage: Eukaryota; Metazoa; Chordata; Mammalia; Eulipotyphla; Soricidae
Product: apolipoprotein L3-like
Exons: 3
Coding region: 1-1038 (345 amino acids)
Biological process (GO): lipoprotein metabolic process; lipid transport
Cellular component (GO): membrane; extracellular region
Molecular function (GO): lipid binding
Source: RefSeq, a predicted model, not a curated record